This is a messenger RNA of Lathyrus sativus (Indian pea), 1350 nucleotides long. The record is from the annotation of a GenBank genome assembly. Lineage: Eukaryota; Viridiplantae; Streptophyta; Magnoliopsida; Fabales; Fabaceae.
AUGAUGACUCCAUAUAGGGGUAGAGGUCGCGGUUAUGGCCAUGGUGGGAGAGGGAGUAACAAUAUGUUACCCCAGCCAGAAUCAAACAUUUCUCUAAUAAGGGAUUGGACUACUGUCUACAAAGAUAGAAAAAUGCAGCAAUUACCUGCAUCUUCAGCAAAAAAAGAAGAUAUUGCUUCCUCUUCCUGUAAUAAAACUACAUCCUACAAGGAAGUUGCGGUUAAUAACCCACCUCAAGAACAAAUGGAUUAUUGUGAAAAUCUAGUAGCUGAAAAAAUCAUGUAUAUUGAUGAUGAAGAUAUGAAGAUAAACCCAAAUGGUGGUUGGUCUAUCAAAACUAGGUGCCUCGAAUCAAGAGGAUAUCCAGGUCUUCAUGGAAAAUCUAGGCCCAACCUAGAAAUUUUCCUGACUGUUACCAAAUCGGUAACAAUUACUCACCAUUACCAAAAUAAUAAUCCUGAAAGUUUUAUAAACUUCAGCAAAUGUCACAUUAACAAAAUUUUGUUACCAAGAGAAUGGGGUCUCAACCCAAAUGCUGAAAAGGCAAUAAGAAUUGCAGAAGGAAAGUAUAUUUACUUUAAUUAUUGGGACUAUGUCCAAUCUUUCACUCAAACUUUUUAUUACCAAAAUCUCAAGAACAAGCAUUCUUGGUUUUUCUCUAUUAAUUCAGAGAUGGUUAAUAAACCCAUACCAAAUUGGUUUUAUGAAUGGUGGACUAAAUUUGGUCCAUCUAUGGAGAUUCUUCCUAAAGAAAUUCUUAACUUAUACAAUCCAUGGUGUGAUAAUAGUCCACUUAUUGUAAAACAUUUAUCUGAUAAUUUGAUCACUGGACAAUGUCCAUUCUUGUUCUUUACUAAAUUUCAGAUUCCAUGGAUAUGGAGAUGGUCAAUCACUAUAUCAAAAAACAAAUUCAACAUUCCCAUUUUAGAAAGAAAUUUCUUCUAUAAAUGGUGGAACAAGAUGAGUUCAGAGGAUGUCCAGAAUAAAAUAAAAUUAAUUCAAGAAGCUAUAGAUGAAGACCAGAAUAAUAAGGUCAAGGAGCAAAGCUCCCAACAAAUGUCUAUGGAAAACUUGAAGAACUUCUUCCAGAGGAAAUAUCCCAAUGAAUCAGAAGAUGAAAUCAUGGUUAGAAUUUUAGAUCAUAUGAAGAACCAAUUCUUCUCUACUUUUUCAACAAAAGUAUCAAAAGAUGAGGAUUCAUCUAUGAAGACAAGCUCUUCCAUGGGAUCAAUGGAUUCCCAUAACUUUGAUGAUUUGGCAGGAGAAGGUCAAGCAGAUGAACCUACUGCAGAAGAUUUCUGGGAUGCAAUGAUUCAAUCUAUGAAAGUAAAAGGAAAAGAAAAGAAUUAA